Molecule: messenger RNA, 1068 nt
Organism: Metarhizium album ARSEF 1941
Lineage: Eukaryota; Fungi; Ascomycota; Sordariomycetes; Hypocreales; Clavicipitaceae
Product: NAD(P)-binding domain protein
Exons: 3
Coding region: 1-1068 (355 amino acids)
Source: RefSeq, a predicted model, not a curated record
AUGGCAGACUCGCCAUCACAAAUGGCUGCCCGAGGAACUAUUGUUUUGACAGGGGCCAACGGCGGCCUCGGGAGUGCCAUUGUCAGGCAGAUCUCAUCCAAGCCCGAGCUGCUGGGCCAUCAUGGGCUUUACAUUGUCCGGGACGCGUCAGCAGCGCCGGCGCUCGCCUCGGCCCUUGAGAGAGGGUCAUCGUCGCACACGCACGAGGCUGUUUCCCUCGACUUGAACGACCUCGACCGCGUACGACGAGUUGCACAAGACAUCAAUAGCCGUGUAUCUUCUGGCCAAAUCCCGCCUAUCCUUGUCCUCGUCCUGAACGCGGGCUUUUUAGACUUUUGCAACCAGGCCUGGACGGGCGACGGCUACGACGUUACCUUUGCGUCAAACUACCUGGGUCACUGGCUGCUCACACUCCUCCUGCUCCAGAGCAUGGACAAGGAGACUGGCAGCAUUGUCGUUGUUAGCAGCCAGUCGCACGACCCUAGUGAUCCCCGCAAUGCCCGCGGCAAGGCGUUCAAGGAAGCAAGGUACAAGCAGAUCAUCGGCAGUGGCGAAAGCAGCGUCGACGCCAUCGCGAAGGGCACAUGGAGCUCGGCCAAGGAAGACCCCUCCUUUCGCAGCGGGUUCCGGCGUUACGGCGCGUCAAAGCUGUGCCUCGUCAUGAUGCUGUACGAGCUUCGACGGCGUUCGGACAAGGACUCCAGCCUCAACAAGCUGAGAUUUGUCGGGGUUGACCCGGGCAGCAUGGUCACCAGCAUACAGCGCCACGCGCCAUGGGUCAUCCGCGUGGCAAUCUUUGGCAUCUUGUAUCCCGUCAUUGCGUGUCUUUUCCCAAACGGUCCCGUGCGGACUCCAGAGCGCUCGGCGUCGGAUGUUCUCGAUGCGGCUUUGGCGCCGAACCGAGCCGGAGGGGAGGGCUCAUCGGAGGCUCUAUACUUGAACGGCAGAGAUGCCGCCGAGGCGAACUCGGAGGUGAAGGACCCACGGAAACGGGAGUUGCUCUGGAAGCAGACGGUAAAGUAUACCCGGUUGGUGGCGGGCGAGACGAUACUUUGCCAUUGGCAGUAG